CGCUGAGUUUCUCCUACCUUCCAUACAUCAGCCCCACCAGCCCACGACCAGCGUCUUCUGCUCCUAAAGCAGAGAGGGGUCGCACCACGGCGUCCAGACUGGAGCUUUAAACGUAAAAACGUCACCACCACCUACAACGGGGGUUUCCCGUUCGAAGCACACGGUCUCCAGACGUCGCUUAGCUAAGUGAAUUUAAUCACUGAAGCUAAAAGACCACCGUUGUUGCCCACCAGCCACCAAAUUGCCAAAAAGUAACUGAUUCAGGACAAGAAAAAUGGUGCAGAACAAGAUUGCCGCUGUCAAUGGAUUCCAUCGCUCUUUCAAGGGCCAGAAUCCAUUUGAAUCAGCAGAAUUCACCAAAACUGGAUCCCACCUUCUUGAUACUGCCUUCGAUUUUGAUUGUUCCACCCGUCCCGACAUGCCAUCCAGCCAGCCGAUUGACAUCCCCGACGCCAAGAAACGAAACAAGAAGAAAAAGAGGUGCAGGGCAACCGACAGCUUCUCAGGACGGUUUGAGGAUGUGUACAAGCUGCAGGAUGAAGUGUUAGGGGAGGGAGCCUAUGCAAAAGUGCAAACCUGCAUCAGCCAAAUCACCCAAAAGGAAUAUGCUGUAAAGAUCAUAGAGAAGAGACCAGGACACAGCCGGAGCCGUGUAUUCAGGGAGGUGGAGAUGCUGUAUCAAUGCCAGGGCCACAGGAACAUUCUGGAGCUUGUGGAGUUUUUCGAGGAGGAGGAGAAGUUUUACCUGGUGUUUGAGAAGCUGAGGGGAGGCUCCGUCUUGACCCACAUUCACAAGCGGAGACACUUCAGUGAACAGGAAGCUAGCAUUGUGGUGCAGGACAUCGCAAGCGCACUGGACUUUUUGCACAAUAAAGGGAUGGCCCACAGAGACCUCAAGCCCGAAAACAUCCUAUGCGAGCACCAGCAUCGGAUUUCGCCUGUGAAGAUUUGCGACUUUGACCUGGGCAGUGGAAUCAAGCUGAACAGUGACAGCUCUCCUAUCUCCACUCCAGAGCUUCUCACACCGUGUGGCUCGGCCGAGUACAUGGCGCCUGAGGUGGUGGAGGCGUUCAACGAGGAAGCCACCAUCUAUGACAAGCGCUGCGACCUGUGGAGCCUGGGGGUCAUCCUGUACAUCAUGCUGAGUGGGUACCCUCCUUUCGUGGGCCGCUGUGGGAGCGACUGUGGCUGGGAGAACGGGGAACCGUGUACAGCCUGCCAGAACAUGCUGUUUGAGAGCAUCCAGGAGGGCAAGUACGAGUUUCCCGAGAAGGAGUGGGCUCACAUCUCUACCAGUGCCAAAGACCUCAUCUCCAAACUGCUGGUCCGGGACGCAAAGAGCCGACUCAGCGCUGCUCAGGUUCUGCGGCACCCGUGGGUCCAAGGGGGUGCUCCUGGCUCAAUCCAAUCCUCCAUCCUGCUUCAGAGGAACAGUAGUGCCAAGGACCUGACGUUCUUCGCUGGGCAGGCGGUGGCCGUAAACCGCCAGCUUGCCCAGCAGGACGACCUGGAGGAGCAGCAGAAGGAGGAGGAGGCUCCUCAGGUGGUGACCGUGGGCUCUGGCUCCAUGCGUCUCUCGCCUCCCUCCAACUCCAAACUAGCUAAGCGGCGGCAGAGGAGCAGCAUCCUGAAGAGGGGGCCAGUCUCUGCUGCGGAGCUCAGCCAGCUCCUCGCCCCGCUGGUAAUGAUCGGGGACUGUGCCUGAGGAGAAGGGGCGCUCGUUGAGUUAUUUUGAAGACAUCAUCAUAAUCAUCUUCAAGUUGACUUUACAACAAAAGACGUCGGCGAGAAGAGGAAGAGGAGGAGGAGGAGAAGAAGAAGAUGAAUGGGUUUUGUUGAAGUCUCUGCUGUCCCUCAUGCGAGUGUCCCUUACCAUCUUCCCCAUUUGCCCCCUUGAAAAGGGGAUACCUCACCCAAAACCUGUGUGAAUGUGAUGGAUGGAGCUAACUGGUCACCAUAAGCUUCCUCUUCCUCUAACUUGCUAUCAUUGUCAUUCUUGUUGGUGGUGGUGAUAGUGUGUUUUUUUUUUUUUUUUUGGGUGAAGUAAUCCUCUAAGUAUUCCUGGGCUCCUCGGUCCCAAAGCCACUUGUGCUCCCUGCCUCAUUUGCUACCUUCAGGCUGCCCCAGCACUUCACCUACUCAGCAGCCUAGCUGCCAUACCUCCAGGCCUGAAGGGGGCACCACUGGGUUUGGGACAGGGCUUGUAUUUUAGGGUUGGUAAAACAAGGGACAUUGAUUGAUUGAUGUAUCUCUUAUUAUUAAUGCAGAGUAUUUUUGAAGCCAGCCAACCAGCUCAGACACCAAAGGACUACACCACCCACAAUCCCCUUCUCUCCAGCCCCUGCUCCUUUUUUGUGCUGCUUCCACGUUACAACUGGAUCCACUGUGAAUUAGAAUUUCUCAAUGAGAAGACAUUGUUUCGUUUCAGGAAUGUUUCUGCCUGUUGUGUGUCUGUAUGAGUGCGUGUGUGUCUGUAUGAGUGCGUGUGUGUGUAUGAAUGUGUGUGUGAGUGCGUGCAAUGCUCCAUCAAUAAUAGGUUCAUACACACUUAUGCAACUCCUGAUAGGGUAAAUCAGGUCAGGUGUGACUUCAGUGGAGCUCUCAGUGCCUCAGCCCCGCCUCCCUCCUCCUCCAUUAGCGUAGAUCUUCAAAGCCUCUGGAUUCCGUCAUUAACGGAUAAUCCUCGUUCCAAACCCGAGCCCAUUAGGAACAGUACAACUCUCAAAGUCUCUCAUUCAGUAGUUCUAAUCAGUACCACAACAAUAAAUGCACUUAGCUCUUCCCUCCCCCAUUUUUCUUAAUGCCAGAGUGCUUGCAAACAGUCAUUUAUGGUCAUUUAUGAGCGGAAGUGCACUUCCAUAACUUGAGAAGUUUGCUGGGGUUUUUGUAUUAUUAGGAGCCGUUUGACUUCCAGCUUUCGGAGUCUAAUGUUUAGGAUGUUUUAUAAGGAUCUCAUUUGAAACUCUGCAAAAAAUGAUCUCUUGGUAAGAUAUAAAUCUUGGGGCUCCAAGUGCAAACUCUGAAAAUUAAGAUGCUGACUAUUGAGUGUUGUGUGAGUUUGGAUCCCAAUGCUGUAGGGCACAGUCAUCUGUUUGCUCGUGUAUCAAAGCUGGGGAUCCUGUGCUUUCCUUAGAAUACAUUGGCUCAUUGUUAUUCUUGCUCCUGCUUUGGCAGCAUAUUGAAAAAAGAAAGUGUCUAUAGAAGAAGAGUUUAUAUUUAUCCUUUGCGUCAUCCUAUUAUUAGACGCAUUGAAAGUGAUGUGAAAGAGUCCUAGAGAGUGGAUUCUUAAUUUGCUUUAAAAGUAAAAUCUAGAUCCAAAAGGCAAAUUUACAAAAGAAGUAAAAAAAAAAUCCUCUUUACUUUGGAUGGAAGUAUAUGUAUUAAAAAAAAAAAAUCCUUUUGAAGUAUUUCUAUUGGUCAUCUUUAAAUAUGACCCAAUGUACAUUAGACAGAACAGCUGUCAAAGUCACAUUAUUGCAAAACGUUACAAAUGUUUCAUUUGCUUUGUAACUAUAUGUAAUCUCUUAUUCAUGAGAUGGCUCUAUUUGUUUGUUUUAAGCAGUUUUAUCUAAUUGAACUUUAGAUAAAAGUUUGUCUGCUAAUGAAAGCCAACACCAAAACAAAAUGUCAAAAUGAAAAGACGUUUUAAUUAGUCUGAUCAACUAAACAGAUCAUUUUUUGCAGUGUUCUGAUUCCCCAGACAAGGAUUAGCCCAGUCAUGGACCAUGUUAUCCCCGACUCAGUGGACUCCAUUCAAAAUUAAAAAUGCUGGGAAGUCCAGGACUAGUCACUAAACCAACAGUUGUCUUCGAACGAAACCCACCGGUCAGCACUUUGCCGGGGGGUCGUCACUAAACGCACACCAGGGAAGGGGAUUAUCAGGUGGUUAUGCAAGCACAGGAUUCAUCAGUGCGACUAUAUAAUCUCCAGCUGGUUAUAGAAUAGUAUAUGUAAAAAAAAUGAAAAGCUUUGAUAACGUAACCUCCUCUCUGUUUUUAAAGGAGGGCACGACUACUUCAGUUUGGUACCGAUGCCUCGUGGGCAGUGCCAAAUCUGCGAGCAUUUACAGCCUGUUAGGUGAGGAGAGAGAGAGAGAGAGAGAGAGAGACAUCCUUCCUAAAAUAAAAGUCAUUUAAAAAUGUAAGAAAAAAAAAUGGAAAAGCAUUCCAGAAAAAAAAACACCAGAAAAACUUACAUAAAAAAUGUCUUCCAAGAAAAUGUAGCUGUAUUCAUUCAUGUGUGAAAUGUUCUUUUUUUUUUUCCCUAAGUUUACCUUUUCGUUUGUGUGUAACUCCAAAUUUGAAACUGUGCCACACUGAUGUUUUAAGCUUUGUUAAGCUUUUAUUAUUACGAUUGUUUGUUUAUUGUUCUUGUUGAUGUUUUGUUUGUUAUUGAUUGUUAUAAUUUUGUAUCAUUUACGCAGGUGCUUUUCAGAUGUUCAGGUGCAACACCUGAUUUUUGUUUUUCUUUCUUUUUUUUUAAGACUCUUAAGUAUUCACGUUGACGUAAUGUUUGAUUUAUUUUCUUUUUGAUAAGAUGGGAGAAUGGAGGAAAAAAGUGUGAAAGAGGCUGAAAGAUGGAAGGAGUUGAGAUGUUUGAGAUAUUGAUCGUACGAAUUUCUUUUUUUAUUAUUUUUUUAACCGUUGAAGUGAGAAAAACAGAUCAUUUUUUUCAGUGAGUUUGUGUUGGAAAUGUUGUCUUUUUCUUUCUUAUAAGGAUGUGUGACUGAGAGAAUUGAGAAAAGAAAGGUUUGACAAGGAGAAUCGAGCACGUCUUGUGAGUCUAAAUGUCUGAUUUCAGAUUGUUAAACUCCUAUUUUUUAAGAUUUGUUUUAGUUUGUUUUUUGAAGCAUUACCAUCACCAUUACGCUGGCAAAAAAGGCAAAGACACACCCGAGCUAAUACAGUAAUAAUAAUAUAUCCUGUUGAAUGUUAACGGCGUGCUAUUUGCCCGCUCAGCUGUUUGGCUUGUCGGUGGUUGGUGUUAAGAGCCUAUUUGCUAAGAAUAGGACACUGAUUGUAAUCAAUUUUUGAUUUUUUUUUUUCUUUUCUAUCUUUCUACAGUUGCAUCUUUCAUCGUUUGUGGAGGUUUAUGUCUUAUAGUAAGACUUACUUGAAUUGUAUAUGCAGCAGUUUUCUCACAUUUUGCUCGGGAAACUACCUUGCUACAACAAACCUGUUUAAGAAAAAAGUAAAAAAAAAAAAAAAAAAAAAAAAAAGUAAAAGCAUUCAUAAGCUGAUAUAAGCUGGCAAUCUCCUCUUGGUUUGAAAAAAAAAAAAAUUUCGACCACUUCUCGAUUCAGUAUUUUAUAUUUUAGUAGCCUCUCGUUUAUAUAAUGCAAAGAUACCAAACUUGGGUUUGUUCUCAAAUUAACAAAAUGCACAAAAACAACUAGGGUCGUCACUUUUUCCCCCCCGCCCCAUACGUUUGUUAUGGACUGCCUUGGACUGGUGGGUGACGAAGGGCGAUAUCCCCACAUUUAUUUCAUUGUCAAUUUUUUUUACUAUAUGUAACACAGGGGUUUUGAGGAGGGUCUUCAUUUGCAUUAAAACGUUUUCAUACAUUUAGGCCUAAAAGUGGUGAAUCCAGGUCCAGAACAUAAAAAAAUUGACUCAAAGAUUUAACUUUUUCCUGCUGAACAUCUACAGUUUCAGCAGUGGUUCGGCAGAGCUAUCCAUGGUCUGCUCGAGGGUGAAUUUUUAACCUUCUGCACCUGAAUUUGCCACUCAAUUAGCCAUUGUUGAAACUUUGGUUUAUAUCUCCCAGAAGCAGUUAAGAUGAUCAAAUAAAGGCCUUCAAAUUUGACUCUUUUGCUAUUUUCUAGCCUGAAGAGCAGAAAGGCUCUUUAACCCAAACUACUGGGAGAAAAUUCACACUGAUGAGCCUAACUGAUGAUUUGAAGAAUGGUCCAGUCAGUUGAAAUGUCCCUGACCCCUCCUCUUCUCCUAUUGGGCAGUUUUGGUUCAGAAAAGGCCAAAAAGUUUCACUUUGUGAAAUGACCCCUCCCGCCUGGGGGUUCCCCUCAGGACAAUGAGAAAAAUGUAGAUUUAAAGAAGCACUUUACUGUAAACACGUGGAUGACUUCAGUUCACUCGAAGCAAAAUUUAUGACUGUUGUUGCAAAAUUUUUGUAUUGUUUUCUAAUGAAAAAGAAACAAUAAAAAAAACCCUUUGAAACGCAA
Astyanax mexicanus (Mexican tetra) is the source of this 6181-nucleotide messenger RNA. It is a transcript of the gene mknk2b, whose product is annotated as MAPK interacting serine/threonine kinase 2b. The record is from RefSeq and is a predicted model, not a curated record. Bases 275 to 1705 code for a protein of 476 amino acids. NCBI's taxonomy places the organism in Eukaryota, Metazoa, Chordata, Actinopteri, Characiformes, Acestrorhamphidae. Gene Ontology annotation, biological process: intracellular signal transduction; peptidyl-serine phosphorylation; protein autophosphorylation. The transcript has 14 exons. Gene Ontology annotation, molecular function: ATP binding; calcium/calmodulin-dependent protein kinase activity; calcium-dependent protein serine/threonine kinase activity. Gene Ontology annotation, cellular component: cytoplasm; nucleus.